Molecule: messenger RNA, 2364 nt
Organism: Ilex paraguariensis (yerba mate)
Lineage: Eukaryota; Viridiplantae; Streptophyta; Magnoliopsida; Aquifoliales; Aquifoliaceae
Source: the annotation of a GenBank genome assembly
AUGUCGACGAGUUAUAGUCCUUCGAGAAGCCCAGCGAGCUCGAGAUUUCUGUUGGGUGGUGUUGGUGCAGCAUCGAGGCUGAGAUCUUCGUCGCUCAAGAAGCAGCCGGAGCCUCUCCGCCGUGCUGUCGCCGACUGCCUGUCAUCUUCGACCACAUCCCAACAUUCAACCUCCUCGGCUCUUGCCUCAGAACCUUCGCGGACUCUCCGGGACUAUCUGGCAGCACAUAAAACAACUGAUUUGGCUUACAGUGUGAUUCUAGAGCAUACACUUGCUGAAAGAGAGCGCAGCCCAGCAGUAGUUGCAAGGUGUGUCGCGCUCUUGAGACGGUUCCUUUUGCGAUAUAAACCGAGCGAGGAAACAUUACAACAGAUUGAUCGGUUUUGCAUUAACAUAAUUGCUGAGUGUGAGACUAGUCCAAACCGAAAAUCGUUACCAUGGUCACGAUCUUUGAGUCAACAAUCUGCGGUGUCACCAGCAUCAACGAAUACAUCUCCUUUACCUGUGUCAAGUUUUGCAUCGGGAGCACUUGUCAAGUCAUUAAUUUAUGUCCGUUCUCUAGUGGCUCAACAUAUUCCAAAGCGGUCAUUUCAACCAGCAUCUUUUGCUGGAGCCCCACCCACAUCAAGACAAUCACUUCCAACAUUAUCAUCUUUGUUGAGCAGGUCCUUCAACUCCCAAUUAAGCCCUGCAAAUGUUAAAGAAUCUACAGAGAACAAAGAGAAAUCUGCUAUAUCUGUAUUAGACUCUUCAAUUCCUGAAGAAAUAGAUGGACCAGAGGAUCUUGAUUUCAUAGCCCCGGAUGUUAUCAAAUGGCGCUGGUGUGGAGACCAACAAUCAUCAUUGCUUUCACUGGAAAGUGAUCGUGUUCUGAAUUCCCAAGACAUGAGUAAACAUAAUUUCCUCGAAGUAGGUGCGGCAGCUCUUCUUAUAGGGGACAUGGAAGCUAGAAUGAAGGGUGAACCUUGGCGAAUUUUUGGGACUUCUGAUAUGCGUUAUCUUGAUCAACUGCUGCAGCCUUCAUUGCUCACAACUGUCACCAAUUCAGCCUCUGCUCGUGCCCACUUGAGAGCCAUAACAGCAUCUAAGCGCUCUAAACCAGGCGCCAAUCAAAUUUGGGAAGAUUCACCUGUGGGUACCUUCCGACCACGUACUCGACAACUUUUCCAAUACCGUCAUUACAGUGAACAACAACCUUUACGGUUAAACCCAGUGGAGGUAGGUGAAGUUAUUGCUGCGGUUUGCUCAGAAACAUCUUCAUCAACAGCUAAUCUCAUGACAGUCUCAUCUAAAUUCACUAAUAAUAGUGGCAAACCAUCAAUGGACGUGGCUGUGAGCGUUCUUGUCAAACUUGUAAUUGACAUGUAUGUUUUGGAUUCUGGGACUGCUGCUCCUCUCACUUUAUCCAUGCUUGAGGAAAUGGUUAAUUCUCCAAGAUUAGUCUCAAAAGCCCGGGCUUUUGAUUUAAUCUUAAAUCUUGGGGUUCAUGCUCAUUUAUUGGAGCCACUAGUACCUGGUGAUGGAUCCACUAUUGAAGAAGAGUAUUCUCAGGAUCCAUACUUUGACAAUGAAGUGCAACUUGCCACCCAAGGAAAGAGAAAACCAGAUUAUUUUAAGAAGAUGGGAAAUUCCUCUGCUAUUGAAAAAUUCGAGAUUUGGAUUUUGAGCAUUCUGUAUGAGAUUCUUCUUCAUCUUGUUCAGAUGGAAGAGAAGGAAGAAUCUGUAUGGGCUUCUGCCCUGAGCUGUUUACUUUAUUUUGUCUGUGAUAGACGACAAAUUCGGAGGAGCAGAUUAAAAGGUCUUGACAUAAGAGUUAUUAAGAUGCUUGUACAGAUCAGCAGGAGGAAUUCCUGGGCAGAAUUACUUCACUGCAAACUUAUUUGCAUGUUGACGAACAUGUUUUAUCAAGUUCCUGAUGGGUCUGCUGAAGCUGUUUCAAAUACCCCAUUGUUUCUUGUUGAGCAGGUUGAUUUGAUAGGAGGAAUUGAGUUUAUUUUCAUGGAGUUAGUGCUGUCAAACUCAAGGGAGGAAAGGAGAAAUGUAUACCUGGUUCUUUUUGACUAUGUUUUGCAUCAAAUAAAUGAGAGAUGCAUAGCUAUCGGGGUUUCUGAAUAUAGUGAUGAUGAGAUUCGACCUAUUGCAAUCUUGCUCAGUCUUGCAGAUGCACCUGAAGCUUUACACAUUUCUGUGAAGCUUGGCGUGGAAGGCAUUGGUGAGCUUUUGAGAAGAUCAAUUUCUGCUGCAUUGUCCAGAUAUCCCAAUAGUGAUCGACUAAACAUGGUAAGACCUGAAUAUUUUGUGCUGGCAUACCAGAGUUUCGUGCUUUUUAUUUUUGUUGAACAGGACAUGGAGAGAUCAAAUUAG